Messenger RNA from Lathyrus sativus (Indian pea), 2733 nucleotides. Lineage: Eukaryota; Viridiplantae; Streptophyta; Magnoliopsida; Fabales; Fabaceae. The record is from the annotation of a GenBank genome assembly.
AUGUUAUCAAUAUCUACUCAACUUCUUGAUAUUAGGUCUAACUGGCAUGUUACACAAAAAGGUUUAGAUUUUGUUGCACAAAUGCUUAAAAGUGUAUGUCCAGUUAAAAAAUGUUUACCUGAGAACUAUUACCAAGCAUCACAGUUGGUGUCUAAGUUAGGGCUAAAGGUUAAGAAGAUUGAUUGUUGUAAGAAUGGUUGCAUGUUAUACUACAAGGAUGAUAGUAAGUUGUCUGAGUGCAAAUUUUGUAAUGCUCCUAGGCUCAUUCCUCGCAAGACUGGCAUGGGAAAGUACAAAGAUAUCCCAGCGAAGAGGAUGUUUUAUUUUCCAAUCAUUCCUAGAUUACAAAGACUAUAUGCAUCAACCGAGUCGGCAACUGAAAUGAGAUGGCAUCAAAUGAACAAAAAUAGUUCCAACGUCCUUCGCCAUCCGUCUGAUGGAAAAGCGUGGAAACAUUUUGAUGAUGUAUAUCCUGACUUUGCUAGGGAACCCAGAAAUGUAAGAUUGGGUUUGUGUUCAGAUGGAUUUACUCCUUACAUUCAAACAUCUGCUUCUCCAUACUCAUGUUGGCCAAUAAUAGUUACUCCAUACAAUCUUCCCCCUGAAAUGUGCAUGGCCAAGCCAUACUUGUUUCUUGCUUGUCUCAUACCUGGACCUCACAAUCCUAAAUUGAAGAUAGAUGUCUACUUGCAACCAUUGAUUGAUGAUCUAUGUCUAUUAUGGUCCAAUGGAGUUUUGACAUAUGAUAUAUCCACAAAACAAAACUUCAUCAUGAAAGCCUGCUUGAUGUGGACAAUUAAUGAUUUUCCAGCCUACGGUAUGUUUUCUGGAUGGGGAACACAAGGUAAGCUGGCAUGCCCUCAUUGUAUGGAACACAUAGAUGUUUUUACCUUGAAAAGUGGCCAUAAGAAUUCCUGGUUUGACUGUCAUCGUUAUUUCUUGCCAACUAAUCACUCUUUCAGAAGGAGUAAAAGAAGUUUCAUAAAAAAUAGGGUUGUGAAAGACGACCCACCUCCCGUUUCCACAGGUCAAGAUAUAUGGGCAUUACUAAGUAAUCUUCCAAAAGUGACUGAAAUUGGAUGGGAAGAAAAAUGGAAAGAGUUUGAAGGGUAUGGAGUUGAUCAUAAUUGGAAAAAGCGAAGUAUUUUUUGGGAUCUCCCAUAUUGGAAGGAUAACUUGUUAAGGCACAACCUCGAUGCGAGAGAAGACUUGGCUAAAUUAUGCUUUCGUGGGGACUUAGAGCUCCAACCCUUAACUAACGGAAAGAGGGGUAAACCAAAGGCAAGCUACACUCUGACCAAACCUGAAGUCAAGUUGGUUUGUAAAUGGCUGAAGGAAUUGAAAAUGCCAGAUGGCUAUGCUUCAAACCUCUCUAGGUGUGCCAAUGUCGAAAAGGGUACGGUGCAUGGGAUGAAGAGCCAUGAUUGUCAUGUUUUCAUGGAGUGUUUACUCCCAAUUGCAUUUCGUUCAUUGCCGGAUUUGGUAUGGAAACCAUUAACCGAGCUAAGUCGAUUCUUCAAAGACCUUUGUUACAAUACGUUAAGGAUGGAUGACUUAGUUAAGUUGGAUGAGAACAUUGCAGUUAUCAUAUGCAAGUUAGAAAGGAUAUUUCCACCUGGAUUCUUUGAAUCAAUGGAGUAUCUUCCAAUCCAUCUUUCUAAAGAAGCGAUGUUAGGUGGUCCAGUACAGUACCGGUGGAUGUAUCCAUUCGAAAGAUUUAUGGGAGUCUCAAAGAGGGCAGUGACAAAUAAGGCUAGAGUUGAAGGUUCCAUAUGCACCGAUUAUAUACAUCGUGAGACAAAUUACUUUUGUUCUCAUUAUUUCAACUCAUUCAAUUUGUUGCCAAACACAAAUAUUUGUAACAAUCCUCGUUCAGACCAUGAUGACAUCCUACCUACAAUGUCCCUCCUACACAGUGGUGGUCGACCAAGUGGGAAGUCUGGAAAACAUUAUCUAUCAGAUAAGGAAUGGAAGUCUUCACAUGUACAUGUCUUGAUAAAUUAUGAUGAGGUCAAACCAUAUAUUGACAUAUUCUUAGAAAGUCAUUCUAUAAGUAUAGAAGAUUCAUCUGGACAAAUACAUACAGAGUUUCCCAUAUGGUUGAAGAAAUAUGUAAAUGAGAAGACAAAUGGAGUUACCAACAAAGACAUAAUUGCCUUAUCACACAGUCCUUCAUCAUUGGAAAUCUCUUGGAACAUGUACUUUGUAAAUGGGUAUAAGUAUCAUACCGAAGAAUGGAGCAAAGGUAAAAAAACUGUCAAUUGUGGUGUGCACGUGAAAGGUCUCGCUGAAGGAGGAAAAUAUGAUUUUUAUGGCAUAAUCAAACAUAUAUAUGAACUAGAUUACUUUGGUUUGAAGGAGAAGAUUCCACUUUUUUAUUGUGAAUGGUUUGACCCAACAAAGAACACAGGAACAAAGGUUCAUCCACAAUAUAAAACUGUUGAUAUUAAGAUGGAUAAGCAUUAUCGUCCUUAUGAUCCUUUCAUCCUUGCGCAAAAUGCAAGACAAGUGUAUUGUGUCCCAUAUCCAGAAAUGUGUAGAGAUAUGCGUGGAUGGUGUGCGGCAAUCACCACAAAACCAAGGGGUCAUGUGAUGAUUGAUAACAUAGAGGAUGAAAUGCCAUAUCAGUCUGAUGGGAUGUUACCUGUUCUACCCACUAUUGAAAUUGAAUCAAUAUCUUGUUUGUGUGACGACACACAAGUAGAUGUGUUUGAAGAGAUUUUUGAUACGUAG